Messenger RNA from Talaromyces amestolkiae, 1155 nucleotides. RefSeq lists its product as uncharacterized. NCBI's taxonomy places the organism in Eukaryota, Fungi, Ascomycota, Eurotiomycetes, Eurotiales, Trichocomaceae. Gene Ontology annotation, molecular function: oxidoreductase activity. The transcript has 4 exons. The record is from RefSeq and is a predicted model, not a curated record. Bases 1 to 1155 code for a protein of 384 amino acids.
AUGGAAGGACCGAAGAAUAUUCACACGCAGGCAUAUGUUGUUGACCACAAAGGGGCUCCAUUUAUCCUUCGAGAGGUGAUUCUGGACGAGGUCCGGUCCGAUGAGGUGUUGAUUGAGAUGAGAUAUACUGGUCUGUGCCACACGGAUCUUGUGGUGCCAAAAGGGGGUAUGCCCAUUGGUGACUAUCCCGUCGUACUUGGCCAUGAGGGUCUCGGUGUUGUGCGAUGGAUCGGCUCCGCUGUGGCGGAUAAGUCGCUCACACUCGGGGAUACUGUGAUUCUGUCAUUCCACACUUGUCAGAAUUGUAAGAGUUGCAAAGCCUCCCAGUGCGGUGGCUGCCCUGAUAUGACAAAUAUCAAUUUCCUUAGCACUGCUCGCAAGGGCCCUGGCCAAAAAUCACCUAUAUCCUUGCCUGAUGGGAGGAGUGUGCACGGACAGUUUUUUGGGCAGUCGUCACUCAGCAAAUUGGCCGUUGUCACCGAGAAAUGCCUGAUCAAGCUUGAUGCACACCCGGAAGAGCUGAAGUACUUAGCACCAAUGGGGUGCGGGUAUCUAACGGGUGCGGCAACAGUCAUCAACGUGCUUCAGCCGCAGGCCGAGGACAGCGUUGUGGUACUUGGGCUGGGUGCAGUCGGCUGUGCGGCAAUACUGGCUGCAAAGGCUCUUGGAGUGAAGCACAUUGUGGCUCUUGAUAUCCUUGACACAAAGCUGAACUUGGCAUUUUCUCUUGGGGCCACAAAUACAGUCAACACCUCUACGCAGCCCGACCUCGAAGGGAGUCUCCGGGCAAUCCUACCUAAUGGUGCUGACAAGAUCAUUGAUACGACAGGAUCGGCAGGKUUGUUGGAAACCGCCAUUCAGUGUCUAGGUCAUGGCGGAACACUGGCACUGGUAGGUGUGCCGCCAGCGAAUGCGACAUUGAAUAUUAAUGCAUUAGACCUGUUGUUGUCUUGCAAACGUGUAACCGGUGUUAUUGAAGGGCUUUGUGACCCUAAGAAGUUCGUCCCUCAAAUCUUCCGACUUUUUCGAGAUGGCCAAUUUCCCAUUGAUCGCCUCGCAAAAGUGUACCCGGCCAUCCAAAUAGGUCAAGCAAUCAAUGAUCUGCAAUUUGGACUUGUUGUAAAGCCCAUACUAGAGUGGGAUGAUAUCGUGUGA